AUGGUCGCCGACGGCUAUGGCUGGAUGGGGCCCGCCGGCUACGACUCUAUAGGUGCAAACGGGACAGGUACCAUGGAACGCAAUGGAUUUGGGUCCAUGGGCCCUGGCGGUUAUGUCAUGGGCGACGGCAGGCAGAUCUACCUGGGGGGAUACGGCUCAAUGGGUCCGGGUGGCUACGACAGCAUGAAUGGCAGUGUGUCCGGCAACUACGGCUUCAUAGGCGGUGGUGAAAACGUCAACCCAAUGGGCUCCAUGUAUUGCAUGGGCGGCAACCCAAUGGGCUCUUGGUACGGCAUGGGCGGCAACUCGAUGGGUUCCAUGUACGGCAUGGGCGGAAUGGGCUCCAUGUACGGCAUGUGUGGCAAUCCGAUGGGCUCCAUGUACGGCAUGGGCGGAAUGGGCUCCAUGUACGGCAUGUGUGGCAAUCCGAUGGGCUCUAUGUACGGCAUGGGUUCCAUGUACGGCUUGAGUUGCUACAACGGCAUGGGUCUGGGCAGCAACGGAGCCUCCAUGUACGGCAUCGGCCGCACCAACAGCCGCUCGAGCUUCCGCAGCACCGGCGGCUACGUCGGCGGAGCCUUCGGCAGCCUCUGGCGUGCACCGUCAGGCUACACCUCGCGUCCUAAGCAGGACAUCAGCAUCCCGCCGCCGUCCUCGUCCCUUCGAGAGGAGAUGCCGGAGGGAAACGGUGACACAGGAGGCACGUCGAAGGACUCAGGCGCGAAGGCCGCUGCGCGCGGCGAGGCGACUCUCGGUGCGGAGGAGGGCAAGACGCCUGCCGUGGAGGGCACGGAGGCCGACAAGAAGGACGCGGACGCAAAGGAUGCGGAGAAGGGCCGCGGCCGUACCGUGCCGACGGCGAUGGCGUCUUCGCACCGUCUUACGAAGCAGGUGAACGACAAUGUGCACGUCAUCGCCGUGGUGCCGAAGGAGUCGAUGCUGAACCGCACCGACAAGUCCGUGACUGUAGGCACGACCACGUACCAGAUGGACGAGGUGGCGGUGGCCCCGGUGAGUGUAGAGAAGUCGGACUUGCUGAGGGAUAUCGUGGAGCAGACGCACUGCGGGCACAACGUGUCCAUGCUGGCUCUCUGCGGCUCUCAGCCGUACACGGCGUGUACUGACCCUAUCACUGCCGUUGUCAAGCGCAUGAUGGAGUCGUUCGCGGAGGACAAGGCGCAGGUGACGCAGGUGAAGGCGUCGGCCGUGUCGUUCGUCGAGACUGGCAACAUCAUCGACCUCCUCGAGGCGAACGCGAAGCCGACGAAGCCGGAGAUGGGCUCGAACCCGAUCUACGGCCCGUGUGUGAUGAACGCGUCAGAGAAAGACAUCAAGUUGGCGGCCGAGGCUACCGAUAUUGUCACCAGCACUGCCGCGAAGGCGGCGAAAGAGGGUCUCGUCGUCAUCACGUACAAGAUCAAGCAGAUCCGCCCUGUCACCACGAUCGGCGCUGCGCCAGCGAAAGAUGUGUAUGUCUCGUCCAUGUUAGUCGCCAUGGUGGACGAUGCCGGCAUGCAGAGUCUGAAGGUAGCCGAGAAGCACGCCACAACUGAACCCGCGCUCAUCUUCACCAACGCGAUUGGCGGCGCCAGCCGCACCGUGGCCAUUGUGCAGGUGCCGGAGAAAGAUGCUGAAAAGCUGGUCGGUGGCGCCGCUGCCCACUCCCAGCACCUGCGCGAAAUCAAGAACACACCGACACGCAGUGGCAACAUAAAGCGCUUUAUCGACUACACCGAGCGUGCAGCGGCGGCCAACACGAAGGCGUCCCCGGAGACCACAGCGAAGAUAGACCGUAUGCUCAAGGACGCGAAGGAGCUGCUGGCCAGGCCUGAGCAGACGCCGCUGAUGGCGUACAACCUCUUUGGUAGCAACGCGUCCACGAGCCCGCCGGAGCCGGUGCCCCAAAGCGGCGAGGGUGCAGCGAAAAAGGCUGAUGCGCCGGCAGCACCCGCUGCGGAGAAGCCCGCCGAAACGAUCGCAGAGGCGUCUGACGCCACGCCGACCGUUACGCCAGAGUCAGAGAAGCAGGUGCGUCUUGUCGUAUGCGUCGACGGCACGGCGACAAUUCCGGCAGAGCGGGUGAGGGCGGAUGAGGUGGUGGUCCGAGCCCAUCCGGACGAAGUGCCCGAGUCAGAUACGCUAAAGACGCUGCGCGCCGUUUUCGGUAACGGCCGCAACGUGGCCUUGCUCUCGGCAGAGACGCAGUCGAGUAUUCCGCUCAAAGACCAGUACACAUGGAAGAGCGUUGCAGACAUCCUCACAAAGGCGUUUGAGUCGCCACCGGUGCAGGCGAAGGACACGUGUAUUGAGCUCUUCAUGUCCGUUGUGCGCAAGCGCCAGGUGCUCUGUGAUCUCAUGGCGAACGGCGCGGGGUCGGCGGGGCCCAAGCCCCUUGGCACGGCGUCGUCGCCGCUCUUUGGUCCGGUCCUUGUCGACACGACCCACAAGACACUGCGGCAGGCUUCAGACGUGAAGCCGGCACUCGAGCAGGCGCUGCAAGCCGCUCCGGGCCACCUCACGGAGCCUGACUCCAUGAUUGUCAUGACGGCGGUGCUGAAGCAACUGCAAGCGAACGACGAUGUGGCCGUGGCGUCCUUCAUGGCUGCUUCCGGGCCGUCGGCGGCCGGCAUUAGCGGCGCGAUGUCGAAGAACCCGGAUUACUCUCGCUCUCUCCUGUCCUACGCGAUCGGCGGCCCGUGCGUCACGUCACUGCUCGUGUGCGUAGGCAGUGACGAGUCGAAUGAGGCGGCCAAGAGAAGCCUGACCGACAUGCAUGCUCUGACCAAGCAGCCGAACCACACCAGCCGUGAUGGCAGUGUAAUGGCGUUCAUUGACUACGCCAAGAAGGGCCUCGAGACGAAUAGGCUGAAGCUGGAGAUGGCCCAAGGGGAGGAGCGUGAUCGGCUCACGGCGGUCUUGAAGCGGCUGCAGAUCAUGCACGACGACUAUGACCACCUUCUCAAGUGUCGUGGGGAGAGCAUGCCGGCUUACUACAUGGGCGACAAGCGCGCCAGCCCGGCACCGCACAUGAACGGCGGCAAGCCGGAAGACGCUACUGAUGCGACUGCCUCAGCGCACGAGACGCCACAGAAGGAUGUGGGCGUGAAGACGUCGGCGCCAAUCCGAGUUUCUGCGGUUAUCAUGGACGGUGACGACGAUGCCAGCGGCGCGGCUAACAAGACGCCGCUGGAAGUGACGGACAAGGAGCUGAUUAUCAAUGAACAGCGCUACACCCCGACGGAGGUGGUACAGGUGAAGGGCGGGUCGAUCCGGUCCGCCAUGAUGGAUGAGGUGCACAAGAUCGUGCUCGACGGCUACAAUGCCGCCAUACUGACGAGCGACGUCGGGGGCAGCACGGUGGGCAUCUCGCUGGCGGUCAAGACUAUCACUGCGAUUUUGCGCGGCCUACCGAAAGACAGCGAGGCAUUCUGGUCGGUGACCGUGUCGAAAGACAACAAGGUGAAGGACAUGCUGGCCGAUAACUCUCCCUACUACGAUCUCCACCUCGCCACCUCACCCCUCUUUGGCAACGUGCCGUACGGCGCGAAUAUUGUGCCCUUCACAGAGGCGCAGGUGGAGACGAUUGUGCGAGAGGUGCGCAACGAGGUGCGCGAAAAAGGUGGCGUAGGUUACAUCGCCGCCGUUCUGCGCAUCGUACAGUCGGACGGCGAUGUCUGCGUGCCGUCCUUCCUUGUUGCCAUCGCGGGGGAAAGCAUCGAGGAGUACGAAAAGGUCCUCGCGACGCGCAGCAGCUCGGCACUGCUCAGCACUGCCAUUGGUGGCCCGUGCAACAGCAUCUACGUGGCUGGCAUCCGCGGCAAAUCUGGCGAGGUGGCGCAGCCAGUGCUUGAACUGGCCGCGAAGAUGAUGCGUGUGCGUAAUGGUCCCCUCCGCAGCUGCAGCCUGAAUCGCUUCAUCACCCAAACGGAGCUGGCGGUGGCGGCGAUGCAGCGCAAGAUUGAAGCCAGUGGCGGGGCACCGAACCCACAGUUGCUGUCACAGGUUGGCCGCAUUGGGACGAUGCUCAAGGAUGCGCAGAACAUGCUGAAAUCGCCAGGUGGUAGCGCGCCGGCCGUCUACAAGCGUUAA
Molecule: messenger RNA, 4089 nt
Organism: Leishmania mexicana MHOM/GT/2001/U1103
Lineage: Eukaryota; Euglenozoa; Kinetoplastea; Trypanosomatida; Trypanosomatidae
Exons: 1
Coding region: 1-4089 (1362 amino acids)
Source: RefSeq, a predicted model, not a curated record